Malus domestica (apple) is the source of this 1109-nucleotide messenger RNA. NCBI's taxonomy places the organism in Eukaryota, Viridiplantae, Streptophyta, Magnoliopsida, Rosales, Rosaceae. The record is from RefSeq and is a predicted model, not a curated record.
CAUGUACCGUUGCAGAUCCCUAUCCAAUCAACCUUUUUUUCCUUUCUUUCCAGAAGUUUUGAAGAUUGAUUGUAUGGAAUGGAAGUGAUGGGAUCCUAUGAAAUAACAGAGCGGUAGGAUUAGGCAGAGCCCACGAAAACGACGACCAACCUGCAUAGUUUAAUACAUAAACGGCUCUAAAAUACAGCUGUAUCGCAAUCAGUGUUUCCCUACGACAUCAAUGUCAUAUGUAGGAAUGAUGUCGUAUAAGUGUGGAGAAGGAAAAACUAGUGCUCUUGUGGGGCAAAAGUAAAGUAAAUAAAAAGACACCUUUGUGUUGCUGCUGUUGCUGCUUUAACAAGUUUUAAUUUAUCUGCGUUUCCCCUUCUUUCUAAUUCUACCAACUCGUAUGAAGAACUCCAUUGCCUCAGAAAAGUAGUCAGUCAGUAUUACUAUUCAGUCGUGCAGGGGGGGAGCCGCUGCUCGAUCGUUGUCUACUUUUUCACCUUCUCGUUUCGACAACGAAUGUCUAAUUGCUGUGUUUGAGUAGUGAGAUCAUGGCCUGCGGUGGUGCUGACCUUCAUCGUGGCUUAACCAGGAGCUCCCUGCAGGAUUCGGAAUACUCGUCAUGAAGUCUCGAUCGCUUUCUCCCGGAACCAGUCUUGCCUCUGCUGAAUCCUUGUCCAUGCCUCUGUUGCAGGAAGUCGUUCUCUCAGCUGACAUAAGUUGUAGCGAUUGCCAAAAGAGACUUUCCGAGAUGAUGUCAAAAAUGGGUGCAGAGAUAGAAUCUGUUGUGGUGAAUGCGUCGGAGAAGAGGGUGACGCUCGUAUGCAGAUAUCCCGGUGCAGCCAAAGUUCCAUCCACUCGGCUAGUCGCUGCAGUGAACAAAAACCCUCUGAAAAAAAUUUCAUUGAUUCGAAGGAUGCUAUUCCAAACCAAAUAAGUCCAACACAAGUAUUCCUCAUUCCUUGAACAAUUGAAUUCGACGUGUAUUUUAGUUUUUUCUCGCUGAUUAAUCGGUGAUAUGUACAUAAUUAAGUCCGUUGUUCAAUUCCACGGUGUUUUGGGACUCGAUUUUCUGUAACAUAAACCUUUGAGUUGAAGAAAAGUGAUGCUUGACCUUGCCAUAA